Molecule: messenger RNA, 444 nt
Organism: Trypanosoma rangeli
Lineage: Eukaryota; Euglenozoa; Kinetoplastea; Trypanosomatida; Trypanosomatidae
Exons: 1
Coding region: 1-444 (147 amino acids)
Source: RefSeq, a predicted model, not a curated record
AUGUGUUUUUUUUAUUUUGCCGUCACCUCCAUUGCCUUUGGCUGUGCUUUUGUUGAUGCGGUGGUUGCAUGUACGCUUCUUUUUGUUUUUGUUGUCGUUGAACAGCCGAAGGAAAUGUUACGUGUCGUGCGGGUGCUGCGCGGACCCGGCGGCGGGGGGUGGCGGUCAAAGCCAAUUGGCGAGCUGGACCGCCGGGGUCGCUUCAACCUGGACGAGGCUGCGGCAGCUCUUGAGCUUGACCCCGCCUACGUUGCCGCGCUCUACAAGCCGCUGCAUUACACCUUCGCCGUGCGGGGCCAGCACUACCCGGCGGAGCAGGGCCGCGUGAGCCGCCCAGGCUCACUUAGUUGCUCACGGAGCCGUAUGUUUCCACUGUACCGCCGCGACAACCGCUUGGAUGCGCAACUGAUGCGCCUGAGUCGCCAUAGCGUCUCCACGGAGUGA